AUGGCUGAUCGGGGAACUGGUGCCCGCGGCGGCGGCUUCGCUUCUCGUGGCGAUCGUGGUGGUGACCGUGGCCGUGGCCGUGGCGGUCGCCGUGGUGGACGUCGUGGUGGCGGCAAGAGCGACGAGAAGGAGUGGCAGCCCGUCACCAAGCUCGGCCGCCUUGUCAAGGCUGGCAAGAUCAAGAGCAUGGAGGAGAUCUACCUUCACUCCCUCCCCAUUAAGGAGUACCAGAUCGUCGAUUUCUUCCUCCCCAAGCUCAAGGAUGAGGUUAUGAAGAUCAAGCCCGUCCAGAAGCAAACCCGUGCCGGUCAGCGUACCCGUUUCAAGGCCAUUGUCAUCAUUGGUGACUCCGAGGGCCACGUCGGUCUCGGUAUCAAGACCUCCAAGGAAGUCGCAACUGCCAUCCGUGCUGCCAUCAUCAUCGCUAAGCUCAGCGUCAUCCCCGUCCGUCGUGGGUACUGGGGCGCCAACCUUGGUCUUCCCCACUCCCUGCCCACCAAGGAGAGCGGCAAGUGCGGCUCUGUCACCGUCCGCCUUAUUCCCGCCCCCCGCGGUACUUCUCUCGUCGCUUCUCCCGCUGUGAAGCGUCUCCUCCAACUUGCCGGUGUUGAGGACGCCUACACCUCGUCUUCCGGCUCGACCAAGACCCUCGAGAACACCCUCAAGGCCACCUUUGCCGCCGUCUCCCACACCUACGGAUUCCUUACACCCAACCUGUGGAAGGAGACUAAGCUCAUCAGGAGCCCUCUGGAGGAGUUCGCCGAUACCCUGCGGGACGGCAAGCGCUACGCUCAGUAG
Dichotomopilus funicola is the source of this 798-nucleotide messenger RNA. Its product is annotated as ribosomal protein S5, N-terminal domain-containing protein. Gene Ontology annotation, molecular function: structural constituent of ribosome; RNA binding. Lineage: Eukaryota; Fungi; Ascomycota; Sordariomycetes; Sordariales; Chaetomiaceae. Gene Ontology annotation, cellular component: ribosome; cytosolic small ribosomal subunit. Gene Ontology annotation, biological process: translation. The transcript is spliced from 3 exons. The coding region runs from base 1 to 798 and encodes 265 amino acids. The record is from RefSeq and is a predicted model, not a curated record.